Messenger RNA from Diachasma alloeum, 1628 nucleotides. RefSeq names its product cilia- and flagella-associated protein 45. The transcript has 3 exons. The record is from RefSeq and is a predicted model, not a curated record. The coding region runs from base 1 to 1560 and encodes 519 amino acids. NCBI's taxonomy places the organism in Eukaryota, Metazoa, Arthropoda, Insecta, Hymenoptera, Braconidae.
AUGGCGAAAAAUCCAGUGAGGACUGUUGAGAAAAAUGGGGCUAGGGCCACGAGGGUCAGCAGCGGGUCGAGGAUUUCUAACGGCGGGAGGGGAAGCACCGCCAGGGCUAAUUCCGCACCCUCAAAUAAGAGUUGCUUCAAUGUUAAAGAUAGUAAUCGACAACAUCGAAUUCCGUGUGAAAAAAUUCCCCAGAACCUUCCGAAAUCCGCGAAGAUAAUAACAAAAUCAGAGUAUGAUUAUUUUCGCACCCGUGCCCUCGACGGUUUGCAAACGAAAGAGGAGAAGGAGGCAGCGCUGCUGGAGGUGGAGAACGAGAGGGCGCGUCUGCUGGCUGAAUCCAUGGCCAGGAAGGAGGAGAUAAGGCGGCUAGACCUGGCGAAGGGCCGGGACAAGCCCCUGAAGCUGGACGACCUCGAGGCCGAGGCGAGACGAAAAACAAUGCAUUUGCUGGAACGAGCCUACGACUUGAAACUGGAGCAGGAAGAGGAGAUCCAGAUGUGCAACAGGCUAAUCCUCGAGACCAAGUGCCGAGCGAUCCGGGACCUCCAGGUGUCGGAGAAGAAGAUAAUCGAGAGGGAGUUGAACGAGGAGGAGAAGCGGCUCAACCAGAUGAUGGAGAAAGAGCGCAAGCAGAAGUUGGAGGAAGAGGCCAGGAGGGACGAGCUGGAGAUGGCCAGGAGGAGAAAAUACGCUCGACUACUUCGCAAUCAGAUUUUGGAGAAUGAGGAGCAGAAGAUCAUCGAGUUCGAGAGGAAGCAGGAGGAGGGAAAGCUCAUAAACCUGAGCAAUAUCGCCUGGCAGGACGAGGAGAUUGCCAAGGCGAGGAGGAAGGAGGAGGAGGCGGCGAGAGUUCGAAAACAACUGAUCAGCGAAAAUGAGAAACUCAUGAGGUACAAGCAGAUGGAGAGGGAGGAACAAAGGAUAUUGGAUCUCAGAAUUCGUGAGUACCAGAAGAAGAAGGCGGAGCGCGAGGCAGCGCAGGCCGAAGAGCAGCGGCUGGCAAAGGCGCGCAAGGACCGAGAGAGAUCUAGAAUGGCAGCGCAGACACAACAAGCUACCGAAUUACAGUCGCAAAUCGACGAGUUGAAUGCAGCGAGGGUUCAGGAGGAGGUGGAGCGCGAGUGGCGACGAAAGGAGAAAGAGGCAGCGCUGAAGAGAUUGGAGACUCGAAAGGCGUUGGCGAUGGCCCGAGAGGACCAGAUCAAGUACAGGAAGAUGCUGCAGGCGAUGGAGAUCGAGAGGGAGAGGAGGGAAUUCCAGAAGAUCCUGCAGUACCAGAAGGAGGCGAUCUGCAGGGAGCAGGGGGAGAGGGAGGAGAGGCGGAAGGAGGCGCUCAAUCAUCGGACAAUUAUCCUUCAGCAGGUCAACGAGAAGGAGAGGGGGAAAAGAGAGAUGAGGAGGAAAAUGGUCGAGGAGGGAAUGGCCAUCCGGGCGGAGAUGGAGAUGAGGAAGAAGAGACUGAGGGAAGCUAUGGAGAAGAAGUGCAAGGAGAUGAGUGCUAAUAACGUCCCGGAGGUGUACAUCAAUGAGGUCAAAGCUAUGAUCGAUAAAGUCAAGUGAAUUGGAAAGUCUUGGUUGCGUGAAAAUUUUAUUUGAUGAGAAAAUUGUACUUUUCAAGGGGCCCUCAG